GUUGCUUGUAUAGAUUAGGUCAAAGAGUGGACUUUUUCUAUGUCAUGAAGAGCAACCGAUCAUAGAUGGGUCUCCUAUCGUUUUGAUUUGUCUACAAAUUAAGUCUGAAACCUUAACUUUCCUGAAGACCAAAUACAUACACACAUAGAGAUGCCUGCUGUUUGGUUUGCGUUACGGAAGUCAUUGCACUGCCAAUCAGGACCUGCAGAUGUUCAUGAUCCAAAUUUUCAGGGGACGAAUCUCAGCAAAAUAGUAACGAAAACAAAAAAAUCAUCAACAUCAACAGGAGGUAAAUCAGGGUGUUCAAGAUCUUUAGCAAAUCUUAAGGAUGUCAUCCAUGGAAGCAAGAGGCACAUGGACGAAAAACCAACAACAGUUGCAACCACAACAACAAAUGCUAGUCCUAGGUCCAUUGGAAGUUCAGAACUUUUAAACCCAAUUGCCCAUGAAGUUGUUUUGUCGAAUUCAAACUGUGAACUGAAGAUCACAGGCUUUGGUUCUUUGCAAGAUGGAAACGGUGUUGGUGGUGAUGGUGAGGGCGUGUCCUCACGAUUUGAGGGUACCCUAAAACCUGGGACGCCUGGCCCUCACCAUUAUCAUCAUCAUCAGAAGCUAACAAACUCACCGAUGACUAAUCGAAGAAACUCUAAUGGAUUUUCAAGGGCUAGUAGAGGUUUAGGCUCUGGAUUUGGUGCUAUUAAUGCUUCGAAGGCUAGAGCUUCUUUUGAAGGUGAAAGCCAUGGGAUUUUUAGCUUGGCUUGUCAUAAAUGUGGUGAGCAAUUUGUCAAAUGGGAAGCUCUUGAAAAUCAUCAUCUCUCUAAACAUGCUGUUACUGAGCUCAUUGAAGGAGAUUCAUCCAGGAAAAUCGUAGAAUUGAUCUACAAAACCAGUUGGUCAAAAUGCCACACCAAUUCUGGAGGAAUAGAAAGGAUCUUGAAGGUCCAUAACAUGCAAAAAACACUAUCUGAAUUUGAAGAACAUCGAGAAACUGUGAAAGUCAGAGCUAGCAAGCUCCAAAAGAAACACCCUCGAUGUCUUGCCGAUGGCAAUGAGUUAUUAAGGUUUCACGGAACCCUAGUUGAAUGCAAUCUUGGCCUCAACGGCUCGUCCAGUCUUUGCCAAUCAAAUAACUGCAAAGUUUGUCAAAUACUACGACAUGGGUUUAUAAUUAAGAAAUAUGGGAACAACAAAAUUGUAGUUGGGGGUGUUUUCACAACUUCAACAAGUCAAAGGGCAUUUGAAGCUAUUGAUGUGAACAAUGGUUCGUGUUUGAGGAAAGCUCUGAUAGUUUGUAGAGUGAUUGCUGGGAGAGUUCAUAAGCCAUUGGAGAACAUUCAAGAACUUGCUAAUCAAUCUGGAUUUGAUUCAUUGGCUGGAAAAGUAGGUAUUUAUUCAAAUAUUGAAGAACUUUAUUUGCUCAAUCCUAGAGCACUUCUCCCUUGCUUUGUAAUAAUUUGCAAGCCACAAACGUAAAUAAAUUGUAUACAAUUAGCGUAGUCUUGUUUGUUUUUAUCUUUCUUUGAGAAAAAUAUUUUUAUUUGUCAAAUAUUUCUUUUUGAUAUAAAUAUCGACAUAUUUUACAAUCAGUUUUCUGUUUUUAUUACCUUAAUAUUUAGAGAUUUUAGCUGAAGAUGUUUUAAGUCUACAACGUAUUCGCCAUGUACACUAAUGGAUGGGUCAAAAACAACUUGUAUUUAAGUUGUAAAUGAACUAACAUUAUAUUCCUAAAACAAUUUGUUUUAUAUUAUUAGCAUCUUCGAUUUUUGGAACAGUAAAUUUGAUACUUGUAGCACCCUUGAUUUGAGGCUAACAGUUUUAUUCCUUAAAUAUAUAACUCAUAAAUAUAAGGGAAAAUGACUCUUGAGGUAAUUAACUUUUGCGUUUGUAUUCUUAUGGUCCAUUUUUUUUUUGUAUUCAAUAUACCAUCGAACUUGUUGUUGGUGUUUACCAUAGCCCUUUUGACCGGCUUUUGACCUGUGAUAGCCGGUCAAAGG
Messenger RNA from Lactuca saligna, 1994 nucleotides. The record is from the annotation of a GenBank genome assembly. Lineage: Eukaryota; Viridiplantae; Streptophyta; Magnoliopsida; Asterales; Asteraceae.